This is a messenger RNA of Toxoplasma gondii ME49, 3611 nucleotides long. It is a transcript of the gene PRMT4, whose product is annotated as histone arginine methyltransferase PRMT4/CARM1. The record is from RefSeq and is a predicted model, not a curated record. NCBI's taxonomy places the organism in Eukaryota, Apicomplexa, Conoidasida, Eucoccidiorida, Sarcocystidae. Bases 163 to 2145 code for a protein of 660 amino acids. Gene Ontology annotation, molecular function: protein-arginine N-methyltransferase activity. The transcript is spliced from 7 exons. Gene Ontology annotation, biological process: peptidyl-arginine methylation.
GAAAAUACCCAGGUGUUUUUCCGUACUGCAUCGUGAGAUCCGGCUAGAGUCACCUCGGACACACACACCCAGGUCGUCCCGCGAGUGCGUUUUGUGGAGAUAUCCAUCAUUUCUUCUAACCGUGUGUGGCACUCGAAAUCGAUCGCUCUGAAACCCGGAAAAAUGAGCCCCUCUAACUCGUCUUCUGCUGCCCAAGACGCACACCGGGCCGCCGAGCUUCCAAUCGAUGUCGGGGACGUCACGUCGUUCUGCUGCACCGUCUUUCCCUUCGAACUCGACAGUAUGCAGUUCGUUCGAGGCGCAGUCCACCAAAUGAUCAAUAACUCUAGGCGUUUCUCUGGAGGCCAGGUCCGCGUGGAUUUUCUUCGGGCGGGGGGCCACCCGACCGUCUCGUUUCCCCUUCCCCCUGGGGAAGGGAAGGCGGAGGUUCCCCUCGCCCACGUCCAGCGGCUCUCCAUGAAAACUGCGCUUUGCUGCCCGCUCGCGACUGACACAACUGGCGGCUACUCGGCUGUCGCUGCAGGGAGGACCGGAAAGCUUCCCGGACAAGCUGCAAAGGGAAUCAGUUCGGGAACCGACGCAGACGCCGCGUCGGAAUUCGAUGCCGUUUUCGGCCUCGAAUUCAAAGACGAAGCCACAGCUAACGCGUUCUUCACAGAGUGGAGCCGCGUGCGUAGCCCGGCGACCCUGGGCUCGGCGGAAGUGAGUCCCGCGAGCGCUUCGGCUGCCCGUACAAAAGAGCAACGGAAACGCAUGGGUGGACACAUGGGGGACAUGGACGCGUCCGUCGUCGAAACGUACUUCCAGUACUACGGGAAAAUGGCCAACCAAAUGAACAUGCUGCAAGACACAGUCCGCACCACGACCUAUCAACGAGCGAUCGUGGAAAACCGCGCGGACUUUGAAGGAAAAACUGUCAUGGACGUCGGAGCCGGAUCUGGGAUUCUCUCCUUCUUCGCCGCCCAGGCGGGUGCCAAAAAAGUGUAUGCAGUGGAAGCGAGCAACAUGGCCGCGACGAUCGCGCUUCUUUGCAAAGGGAACCCCAGUCUAGGCAGCCGAAUUCAGAUCAUCAACAAGCCUCUGGAAAGCAUCGAAGACAGCGAAGUGCCGGAGAAGGUCGACGUUCUGAUUUCCGAGCCUAUAGGCACUCUCCUCUUCAAUGAAAGAAUGAUCGAGACGUACCUCUCAGCUCGGGACCGCUUUCUUAAACCCGGAGGCAAAAUGUUCCCCAGCAAGUCUUCCCUCUAUAUCGCGCCGUUUGUGGACUACGUGCUCCACUCGGACAUGAUGAAUAAAUGCAAUUUCUGGAAGCAGACGCAGUUCUGUGGAGUGGAUCUCUCGAACGCUCUUGAGGUCGCCGUGGUGGAGCAAUUUCGUCAGCCCGUUGUCGAUUAUAUCGACCCUUCCCUUCUGCUGGCACCCCCCCACCAAAAAGAAUUCGACUUCACCAAGAUUUCGCGCGAGUCUCUUGAAGAGAUUACUGUUGAUUUCUCUUUCACAGUCAACAGUCCUACUCUAGUUCACGGCGUCGCAGGCUGGUUCGACGUCUGCUUCGACGGCUCAGAAAAAGUCAUCAGCUUCACCACUUCUCCGCAGUCGCCUCCAACGCACUGGUUCCAGACGCGCGUCGUUCUACGGCACCCGCUCGCAGUCAAUCCGAGCCAGCCGGUGCUGGGGAGGAUGAGCAUGCGCGGAAACAAACAGCAGAGCUACUUCGUGGACGUCCUCCUCGCUCUGCAAGACUGUCCGGUGUCGACCUCUGCGAAGAACGUCGACCUCAAGGACCCCGACUACCGGUACUACACAAAUCCGAGUCACAGUUACUUCCCCAACUGUCAGCAAAUGGGCUUCCAAACGACCCAGAUGCCUGCAAGCGUACCGACAGAGAACGCGUCGUCCGCAUCCUUUGUUUCUUCUUCUCACAGUCCUUGUGUCUCUAACGUCGCGUCUGAGGCUGGAGCACCGAACUCGGUCGCGGGAUGCGAAGAAGCGAGGGAAGCUGUCCAGGGUGAGAAGAAAAAAUUUUCUUCCCCAUGGUCGGAGCAUACAGGAGCGCGAGCUGGGAGAGACGAAGGCAGCAUGAGUAUAGAUGCAGGCGUCGUGGAAGCGAACGACGAAAUUCACCGAGUGUUCUCAGGGAGGUAAAAAGAACUGGAUUUCUCUUCGAGAGAAAACCAAAAUUGAAUGGACCUCAGCGCCUGCUGGACUGUGGCGCAGGUACGAAGAGCCACAUCGAGCAAGAGAAAGAAGGGAGAGAGACGCAGAGAGAAAGAGAAAAGAAGAAAGACAAAAACAGCAAGAAAGGAGGGAAGCAACGGAAGGAAGAAAAGGAAGAGAGACGCAGAGAGAAAGGAGACAAGGCAAGAAAGAAGGGAGUGACAGAAAGAGAAAGAGUUGCAAGGAGAGAAAAAGAACGACAGAAAGGCAACAGAAGGAUGCAGGAGACGAGAGGGAAGGAUUUCGAGGUCGGUGAGACGACUUCCACUUUGUUUUCGAAACUGCCUGCGCGAAAGAGGAAGCUGCAGCGCGAGUGGCGAAGCCCGAAGGAAGGAGAAGCGCGCAUGCAGCUUGCAGAACUGGGCACCGUGAAGGCCGGUUGCUGUGGCAAAGACAAGAGCGUUUCGACGAAGGCGAACGCUGUGGGAGGCGGCUUCUUGUCCGUAGUGAUCAUAGCAGAAAGAAGGCGAGAAAGCAGAAAGGAGCACGGGAGAAUGGGAACCAGGAGGAAUAGACAAAGGCGUGAGGGGGAGAAGGGAGAAUAACAGGAGAGAAGGGAUAUUAUGCCUGUGAGGCUUCUUCAAAUGGAGCUACGAGUCCCGAGUUCAUAGUUUUUUCAAGUCGGAGGUGAAAGUUGCAGGGCGGCCACACGCGAACCUGCAGGUCGCUUUCGUCUGCAUGUGUUUAUCGGUGGGGUCGAGUCUUUGUGUCCAUCCGCAGUGUUUCAGUGUGUCUACGCCGGUCACAAGUUUCGCCUUUUCACCUUCGGUUUAACAAGGUCUGGGUUUUUGGUUCGGGGUGUAGCGACACUGCAAGGUUUUCUACCAGAAAGUGGAGGGUUUAAACUUCUGUAUUCCGGAGAAGGCGAGGAGCGAGCAGAGUGCGUGCAGCGUUCUUGAACCUGCUUUCUCUGCUCUUGUCUCCUCGUCGCUGUCACGGCCCUACGUCACACAUCGAGCUGGACUUGGACCCAACGCCGAAAACUUCUGUCCACGUGUAUGCAUGCAUGUUGAUCCAUCUUUUGUACUUUCCACGUUUCCCGCUGUGGGUCAGAAGCUGGGGGGAGCGGCGUGUGGCGUAAGUCGAUUUGUCAAGUGGUGAGCGAAAGGAUGUGAGGAGCGCGGUCGUUCGCACUCUCUCGGCCCGACCUUUCUCUCGCCUCUUCUCAUCUUUUUGUCACUUUUCUAGAGCGUGAAAAAGAGCGGAAAAAACGCAAGAAACUCUCCCUUUUCCGCGCACGCAGAAGUGUCAAAACUGCAGGACAGCGGCGUUGGCGGGGAAAAGCCGUCGGAGAACGAACUCAAGUGCCUGGAUACCGCAGAAGGGGCGGAUCCGACAAAAGGAAAGGACGGCGCAGUGGAGAUUCUUCCAGAGCGACUCUCGGGCACUCUCUG